AAUCAACUCAGUCAAGUAUUCGAUGUCUCGAUAGUAAGAAGCAUGUAAAUAUCGUCAGGUACCCGAAUGCAAGUUCCCUCUCUCUGCACAUCGACCAAAAAGUAGGUCAUCCUAUAUAAAGACAAGUUCAAGGCGGAUUUAGCCUUCACUUCGAUCUUUAGAACGAUACCCUCGAACACUCGGAUCGAGUUGUGUUUUUGUUUUCCGUAUUAUUAAUUUUUUUUUCUUUCAUCUGGUUUUAUUUUCAGUUUUUUUUUUUUUUUUCACUUUGUUUCACACGAAUUUCGCGUUUCGCGAAAUAUUUGCUGGUUGUUUUCGACGCGCGAUUGUGUGUUGCUGGUUUUAUAGAUCUCGAAUGAAAUUUGAUUUUUUCACAUAUAUUCAAAAUGUAUAACAAACAAAAUAUAGGAUGGAUGUAUUUAUGUAUAUUAUCGAGUAGUGCAAUAUUACCAAUAUUAUGUUAUCCCAGUCUAACCGAAGUUUCCAAAGUACAACCUCACCUCGUAUUACCCGAAGGCAGAAAAUACGCAGAGAAACCAAAUGCCACCAAAAAAACUCAAACCAUCGAAGACAGACACGACUUGGAAGACAUUACAACUAAUCAAAUACAACAAGAUAAUGGUGGUUUCACGUGGGGUAGCAUGCUCAGUAUGAUCAUGCAAUUAUUCUUCAACCCACAACAAACCUCUGGUCCUAGUAAAUCAGAUGUCUUGGACAAUGAUCAAACUUCGUCAAAUUCCCCAUGGACUAAUUUAUUAUCAAUGGGAUUGAAGAUAUUAUCGGCCAUUUUGACCGGAAACGGCAACAAUAUUGGAAACGAUGGCAUCGAUAAAGUCGACCAUUCUGUUUCUAACCCAAUGCAGGGAAUUUUGACGACGGUUUUGUCCACGGUGCUGGGUACAAAGGACCAAGAACAGGUUUCCACAAUGGCUAAACAUGCCGGAGAAUUUAUCCAUAUCGUAAUGAACUUAUUAGAAGCCUUGAAAACCUCAUUCAGUCAAAGAUCAAUGAACGCUCGUUCGUUGGGCAAAAAAGAUACUAUCUCUGAAGCUGCCAUCGCCAGUAUUACUAUGUUUAAGGGUUAUAUGAGAAGCAUGAAGACCUCAAAUGAUGCUUGUAUGCAAAAAUACGUCUGUGAUGCGUACAGAGAAUGUGCCGAUGGAUUAAACUCACCUAGCUCCACCUAUUGUCAAUUGGGAACAUACGCCGCCAGCGCAGCCCUACACAGAAGCACGGGCAUGCCUUUCGAAAAAUUCAACUCAGCAGCUCGCGUAGGUAGAAGUGGCGAAGACUGCAGAAAAUUCUAUCUAACUUGUGACGAAGCAUAAGUAAUUAGAUCCAUUUAGUCAUACCGAAUAUUAUCAAUCAUUGCCGAAAUUUUGGGCGGGCAAGUCGAAGAUCUGAGACAAUCGUGAAGAAAUCCUCUCAAAACACAUUACAACAUCGAGCUUGCCUUGUAAAUUAUGUACAUUGGUCCCUUUUUUUCUAAUACCGUUGCUUUUUUUGUUUCAUUUCUUCCUGUUCUUUUUUUUUGUAAACUACCUAUUUAAUGACGAAUUAUUAUACGAAUUGUGAUGCUAUAUAAAAACCCAACAACAACAAAAAAGCAAGUAUCGAUGGCCGAGUCGAAAAAAAAAUCAAAUUGCAAAAUUCAAAUGGAAAUAAGAGCUUUAUAUUUUAUUUCUAUUUGAAUUCGUCGAUCAAAUUGGGCCAUUUUUUUCGUCGUAGGCAUAUCCCACCAUCUUAUGAAAGCCAUCAUAGAACAAAAUGAAGCUUCUUAAUUUAUUUUAUUUAUUAAUUAUUUAUUUUUUCUGUGUUAUAGUCGCUAAUUUUUUCACAAAAAAUCGAUUUAAAAAAAAAACAUUUAGUAUUAAGAAUUAAUAUUUUGUAGCGAAAAUUAUUUUUUUUUUGAAUUCCUUUUUUUUCAUCUUUCUUUAGUUUUAAAUAAAUGGCAUUUUCGUGUACCAGCUGACAAUUCACUGCCAAAAAUUUUAUUGCAUUUUUGUUUUUAUGUUUAGUAUUACGUAUUUUUUUUUCUCUAUAAUUUAGGUUCAGUUCAAUACUUUCAUCGUCGUAAUUGCUUUACAAAUUAUUACUUUUUUUUUUUUUGUUAUGUUUUGAAGAACUUUCAAAAAAAAUAUGAAACUCGAGUGUGUCGAGAACACCGCAUCACGGAGUAUUUUUUAAGAUUAUUUAUUUUUGUUUUUAUUUUAAAUUAUUUAUUUAUUCUUAUAUUUUGUAAAAAGCUGUGAACGAAUAAAUAUUUACAAAAAUUUA
Messenger RNA from Planococcus citri (citrus mealybug), 2277 nucleotides. RefSeq lists its product as uncharacterized. Bases 387 to 1328 code for a protein of 313 amino acids. NCBI's taxonomy places the organism in Eukaryota, Metazoa, Arthropoda, Insecta, Hemiptera, Pseudococcidae. The record is from RefSeq and is a predicted model, not a curated record. The transcript is spliced from 8 exons.